AUGCUCGGUCGACUGCUUCUUGUGGGGCUCGCCGCGGCGUCGGCGGCGCCAAUUCGCCCGAGUGUGUGCUACUCGCCGUUCCACCUCGACACGUACCCGCUGCAGCCGUGGGAAUAUUUGGACGCGCCCGCGCUCGCCGCCGGCAUUGACGAGGACUUUGCCCAGAUGAAGCCGUAUGUGCACACCGUCCGGACGUACUACUCCAAGUACCACUCGGUGGACGUGACGCCGAUUGCUGCCGCCAACGGUGUCCCGUUGUACCUCGGUGUCUACAUGGUCCACGAGCCGUGGUACUGGCUCCAGGUGGCCGCCGCGAUCGACGGCGCCGUCGCUUACCCCGAGACCGUCCGCGCCGUCUUGGUCGGCAACGAAAAUGUGGCGCCGCACGGUGACUUUGACGCGGCGUUCAUCGCCGACCAGGUGCAGCACAUCAAGUCCGAGGUUGCCAACCGCACCAACGGCUCGGUUGUCGUGCCCGUUGGCACCGUCCAACGCAUCACAGAGUGGCUCAACCCUGCGAUCCGCAAGGAAAUGCUCGCCCUCGCCGACGCCUGCGACGUCAUCGGCGUCAACAUCUACCCGUUCUUUGACAACGGCUACGACGCGCGCGACCCGACCGCUCUUGUGAGAGCACUCUGGGACCAAAUGCUGGCGAUCUACCCCGCCCAGAAGCUGCGUCUUACAGAGACUGGCUACUCGACCGGCGGCCCGCCGUCGACUGUGGCGCCCCGCGUCGCCCCAAGCCUGGACAACGCGAUGGAGUACUACGAUGCGCUCAUGCAGUGGACGCCGUCGCAGGGCGGUGGCGACGUCUUUUGGUACUCUUUCUACGACCUGCGCGACGACGACACGACGCAACCGGAGCCGCUCGAAAAACACUUUGGGUACUUCUUCGCCAACGGCACCGCCAAGGCCGCGAAGUUCCCGAAGCCCAAGCUCCUGCAACAAGUUCGGUAA
This is a messenger RNA of Saprolegnia diclina VS20, 957 nucleotides long. RefSeq lists its product as hypothetical. The transcript has 2 exons. Bases 1 to 957 code for a protein of 318 amino acids. The record is from RefSeq and is a predicted model, not a curated record. NCBI's taxonomy places the organism in Eukaryota, Oomycota, Saprolegniomycetes, Saprolegniales, Saprolegniaceae.